GUCUGUCUGUCUAGAAAGCAGCGGCGUAAAGCUCGCAAAUUUGUAUCGCUCUCUUGCCUAGUGAAAAUUGAUGCUUACCAUAUAAGACAUUUAAAGUUUUUCAUGUUUGAUGCGCAGUAGUUUGUUAAUAGUACAGCUGAAUGUGUAAUGAAUAGAAAAUUUCUGUAUCGUCUUAUAAAUUUCCUAAUUUAAUUAUGGCAGAAAAUUUGGUUAAAAGACCUGCCAAAGGUAUUCUCAAAAAUUCCACUAGCUUCGAUAAUGCUGAAGGAAAUAAAAAUAAUGCUUUGGACAUUAAAUGGGAUGAAAUGAAUAUUCUACAGACUCUGCAUCCUCCUGAUAAAGAUUACGGUCAUAUGAAAAUAGAUGAACCUAAAACACCAUACAGUUAUUAUGAAGAUAAAAGUGGGAAAGAAGUAUCAGAUCACCCAGAAGAUACUUUAGAUGCAGACUUAUUGGCAAAAAAGAUUAAUCUGUGCUCUGAAAAAAAUGAAAAGCCUGUUGUAUUGGAGUCUCCUGAAGAAGAUAAUGAAGAGGAUGAAGAGGAAACAGAAGAAGAAAGAGCUCAAAGAUCUGCUUUUGAAUAUAAGAGAAAGAUGCACUAUAAUGAAUUUUAUGCAGUGAAACUUGCUAGAAAAUUGAUUGCUAAGGAUGGUGAUGAAGCUGAUGAAGCUGACGAAGACAGUUAAUCUUUUUGAAAUAAAAAGUCUUGUAAAGAUUUUCAUCAUGUGCAAAUUAAAAAAAUUAAUCGCAAAAA
Messenger RNA from Stegodyphus dumicola, 754 nucleotides. Its product is annotated as protein phosphatase inhibitor 2-like. The record is from RefSeq and is a predicted model, not a curated record. Gene Ontology annotation, biological process: regulation of signal transduction. NCBI's taxonomy places the organism in Eukaryota, Metazoa, Arthropoda, Arachnida, Araneae, Eresidae. Gene Ontology annotation, molecular function: protein phosphatase inhibitor activity.